GAAUGCACUUUUGGAUUUCAUUGCUUUGACUUUGUUCCCAAAUUUGAGAAAUUUGGGCUUUUUUUUUUGUUCUGUAAUUCGGUGGCUGAUUUUAUGGCAAAUCAAGGUGGAGAAAAGAAGAGAGUGGUGAUUGUGGGAGGUGGUGCGGCUGGUUCCGUUAUUGCUCACUCUCUUCAGUUAUGUGCCGAUGUUGUCCUUAUAGAUCAGAAGGAGUAUUACGAGAUUCCAUGGGGGAGCUUGAGGGCUAGGGUGGAGCCAUCAUUUGCUGAAAGAACAGUGAUUAAGCACUCUGAUUAUCUUACCAAUGUGCAGAUUGUUGUAGCUACUGCAACUAAUGUCACAGAAAGUGAAGUUUUCACUGCAGAUGGCCAUUCGUUUGCAUACGAUUAUCUGGUUGUUGCUACUGGUCACAAGGAUUCUUUUCCCAGAACUAGAUCUGAAAGGCUCAGUCAGUACGAGUCAGAGUUUGAAAAGAUAAAGUCUCAUGAUUCAAUUUUGAUUGUGGGAGGGGGUCCCUCUGGUGUGGAGCUUGCUGGUGAAAUUUCUGUUGACUUUCCAGAGAAGAAGGUAACACUGGUGCACCAGGGGAGCAGAUUGCUUGAAUUUGUUGGUCCUAAGGCUUCGAAAAAGGCAUUGAAUUGGUUGAUAUCGAAGAAAGUUGAAGUGCUUUUAGAGCAAUCAGUUAAUUUGGAUAAUGUAUCUGACGGUAUAUACCAAACAUCGAGCGGAGAGACUAUAAAAGCAGAUUGCCAUUUUCUGUUUACUGGUAUACCAUUGGGUUCAUCCUGGCUUAAGGAGACUGUUCUAAAGGAUAGCUUAGAUACUAAUGGAAGGUUGAUUGUUGAUGAGCACUUGAGGGUCAGGGGUCAUCAAAAUGUCUUUGGCAUAGGAGAUAUCACAGAUAUUAAGGAAAUGAAACAAGGGUAUAUAGCACAUCAACAUGCACAAGUGGUCGGCAAGAACUUGAAGCAGGUGUUAACGGGAGGGAAAGAGCACAAGCUGGCUCCAUAUAAGGGUGCUGCUAGUUCUGAACUUGCAAUUGUCUCUCUUGGGAGAAAAGAGGGCGUGGCUCAAUUUCCAUUUAUUACAAUUAGUGGAUGCAUUCCUGGCAAGAUCAAAUCUGGGGACCUGUUUGUGGGAAAGACGAGGAAAGAGCUCGGCUUAAAGCCUUAAACCCUGAUCAUUGGCAUUAUAGAAGCAAGAAGAGGCAGUUCGGUUUUGGUGACUAUAUGCAAUAAUUCUUUACUGACUGCAGUGAAAUCAUCAGAGUUUUGUUUGUACUGUUGUGAAUUUCCACCCGCUCUCUUUUUUUUUUUUUUUUUUUUGAUUGAAGAUCCAUCAGCUCAUUUUAAGUUUCAAGUGUUUUGUAUAUGAUUAUACUAGCUUGUUGCUGUUCUGAAUUAUGAACUGGUAAAUAUUUUGGAAAGGUUGGAACCUUUUAUUUAUGUAAAUUGUAAGAAUUUUCCAUUUG
Messenger RNA from Morus notabilis, 1471 nucleotides. RefSeq names its product apoptosis-inducing factor 2. Gene Ontology annotation, molecular function: flavin adenine dinucleotide binding; electron-transferring-flavoprotein dehydrogenase activity. Gene Ontology annotation, cellular component: cytoplasm. The transcript has 6 exons. The coding region runs from base 94 to 1173 and encodes 359 amino acids. The record is from RefSeq and is a predicted model, not a curated record. NCBI's taxonomy places the organism in Eukaryota, Viridiplantae, Streptophyta, Magnoliopsida, Rosales, Moraceae.